Molecule: messenger RNA, 1761 nt
Organism: Rhodotorula toruloides NP11
Lineage: Eukaryota; Fungi; Basidiomycota; Microbotryomycetes; Sporidiobolales; Sporidiobolaceae
Product: histone-lysine N-methyltransferase (Bre2)
Exons: 3
Coding region: 1-1761 (586 amino acids)
Cellular component (GO): Set1C/COMPASS complex
Molecular function (GO): protein binding; transcription cis-regulatory region binding
Source: RefSeq, a predicted model, not a curated record
AUGUACUCUGGAGGCAUUGACCCGGCUCUGCUUGCGAACGGCGACCCGCUCGCCCCGACUCCCCCUCUCAUCGAAGACCGCGAACAGUCGCCAGGUGCAGACACUCCAGAGCGCGACGAGUCCGAGGAGCCGCGACGACGGCCUACAAAGCGCAAACACUCUCCGUCCGCCGCGACACCCCCCUCUCAUUCGCCCGCACCAGCCCUUGCCGACCCGUCAGACGUCUCCAACCCUCCUGUACUUGUCUCGCACACAGCACAACUACCCGACAGCCCAUUCGAGUUCUUCGCGACCCGUUCUCACCCCUUCAACAAGUUCGGGUUCCGCUACACGCCUUGCGGACCGUCUCCUCACACUCUUCUACCGGUCCCGCCUCAACGGUCAAUCGAGUCGUACCCUCAGGGUAUUCGGUGGAGCUGGGAAGAUCGAAGCUUGUUCACCUUGUUGACGGAGGACGCCAAGACGCUCACGACAGACAAGGGUUGGCGCGCGGCACGAAGUAACAUCGGCGUGCGCGAAGGUGCAUGGUAUUGGGAGGUGCGGAUAGACCGCAGUGGCGGAGAAGGCGGGCGAGACCAGGGCGGUGAAGGGCAAGGCAGCUGGGUUCGGGUGGGAGUAGGCAGACGAGAAAGUCCUCUGAAUGCCCCGGUCGGGAUUGACGGAUACUCGUAUGGCUACCGCGACAAGAGCGGCGACUCUGUCACUCUCGCCCAACCGACUCCCUACGGCAAACCCUACGGCUCCUCCACUGUCAUCGGCAUCUACCUCGCUCUCCCCCCUCGACCCGCCUACAAUAUAGCCGACAAGCGUUCGCCCGCCCGAGUUGUUCGCAAGCGCAUCCCGAUCCGCUACAAAGGCCAGCUCUACUUUGAGCAGCUCGAGUAUGCGCCCAGCAAGGAGAUGGAGGAGUUGCUCGUCGAUCCUGCGCUCAAGGCGUUCAAGCAGCGGCAGAAGGAGGAAAAGGAAGCGAAGGCGAAGGCCGCGGCUCCUGGCACACGAGCACCGCCGGCGAACCUCGACGAAGGUCCGCCUCUUCGUCCCUUGCCGAAGCUCGAAGGCAGCAAGGUCGCUUUUUUCGUCGACGGCGAGUGCCAAGGCGUAGCAUUUGAGGACUUGUACGACUUCUUGCCACUGCGGAAGAACAAGGGCGGCAAGGAGAAGAAGAAGGAUGCGCGGAGCAUGAUGGAGAACUGGCACGACGACGGCGCACUCGGCUACUUCCCCAUGGCGUCCGUCUUUGGCGGCGGUAUCGCGACGAUCAACUCGGGACCCGACUUUGCCUUCCCUCCACCCGACGACAUCGAGGCCGUCCUCGCCUCCUCGCCUCACCCGCCCCGCUCUCCGCACACGUACAAGCCGCCUCGACUCGACAACCGGAAGACCUGGCGACCGCUGUGCGACCGCUACGACGAGUACAACGCCGAGCAGGCGCGCCUCGAUGACCUCGAUGAGCAAGACGCCGUCCGCGUCCUCCUUGCCGCGCAGAAGGUCGCCGCAGAACAAGCAGCACUUGCCGGUCCCACGGGUGCAGCAGAAGUAGGCAAAACGGCGAGCGACAUGGACGGCUCGUCGACGCCCGCAUCGAAGAAGGCACGCACGACGCUCGCCCAGGCGGCUGUCGUCGCUUCGAGCAAGCUGGCGAUGCUCGGCGCGGUCAAGGAGUCGCUCGCGGUUGGGCAGGGCGAGUCACCGGGCCAGAGUCCGAGCCCGUUGCCUGGCGAGGCGCCUGUCAAGACGGAGACGGAGGCGCACGAGGCGUGA